AUGACUGGGCUCCUGGCCAAGUCCUCUGUGUCUGCUUCCUGGUUCUGCCAGAUCUUCUCUCAGCACACUUCUCAUUUUCCCCCUUCCUCACCUAUCUGCUUUGCUGGGUACUGCCACUGCAUUUCCUCUUUCUCUGAGUUGGGCCUGCUGGAACUUCUUUGGGAUGGGCCUCCAGCUAUUCAGUUCAGUUCUUCUCCCCUUCCUGGCCAUCAUCUACUUUGUUCCCUCCUGCACCUUUGCCAUCUGAACUUUGCUGUAACCUGGCCAAGCAGCCUACAGUCAUCCCAGCUCUCACUGGAUGAACAGCUGACCAUUUUAGAGGAGAAAGCUGAUGGAAUCUGGGCCACUCAAGACAAACAUAUGGUGUUCUUCUUGCAGACUUUGGCAGGGAUACAUAGUCUCUCUCAAGGGUUCAUGACACUGUUGGACCAUACUCAUGACAUUGGCCCUAUCUGGGUUGCCUUGUGUGAUAUGCAAGAAGCCAUGGAGUCUGUCAAAAGACACCUUGAACAGAUCAGCAGAGAUGAUAUCUCUGACAUGUCUCAAGUUUUCCAACUACUCUGUCUGGAACAGCAUUUAAUGGCAGUGAAGAAGCUGGCCCUGAAGACUCAUGGCAGUGCACAGCUGCUGCACCAAGCAGCAAUGAUUGGAAACCCUUGGUGGCUCACCUGUAUUGUUACACUCUUAGGGGAGGUUCAAACUCAGGAGGUGGUGGUGGACUGGCCUCUCUGGAUACUAGCACUUCCACUUCAUAGUUGGCUCUAUGAAUGGGAUAAACAUCAGGCUGAAAUCCUCACAUUUCCCCCUCCAGGGUACAAAGUACCCUCUCCAGAUGUUUGUGAUUUUCCUGAGGCCAUCUCCAAAGCCUGUCUGGCCAACCCCAAGGUCGUCCUCAGCCAUAGAUUGAUCUCCUGUGAUAUUGCUUGGGCCAGUGAUGGAAGACUUGGGUUUGUGAGGUCAUGUCCACCUGACUUCCUCUUAGAUCCCUUGGAUCAGGACCCAUUGGGGCAGUGUCAGGUGUAUGAUGGUUCACUGUAA
Pisolithus orientalis is the source of this 1038-nucleotide messenger RNA. RefSeq lists its product as uncharacterized. The record is from RefSeq and is a predicted model, not a curated record. Bases 1 to 1038 code for a protein of 345 amino acids. Lineage: Eukaryota; Fungi; Basidiomycota; Agaricomycetes; Boletales; Pisolithaceae. The transcript is spliced from 11 exons.